AGUCAAACUGAAAGAAAAAUGGAAAGGACGUAAACAGAAAAUUACAAUAAAUUUAAUUAAAAUAUUAUACUCUCUAAUCAUGAGUAACCGUAAUCCAAAUACAUUGAUGAGUGUCCCAGACGAACAGUUUGACUAUCUAUUUAAAAUUGUGUUAAUCGGAGACUGUGGCACUGGAAAAACAUGCAUUGUGCAACGAUUGAAAUCAGGGAAUUUUAUUGAAAGGCACGGGAAUACGAUAGGCGUUGACUUUUCUAUGAAAACACUAAUAGUAGACGGAAAGAGGGUCAAGCUGCAAAUAUGGGAUACGGCCGGUCAGGAACGCUUCAGGACAAUCACCCAGAGCUAUUAUCGUUCCGCAAAUGGAGUAAUUAUUGUAUAUGACAUUACGAAGCGUUCGACAUUCUUAUCCCUCCAAAAAUGGAUUGAGGAGGUGAGACGGUAUACAUCAUCAAAUGUGAUAGUGUCGCUGAUUGGUAACAAAUGUGAUUUGGCGGAGCAACGGGAGGUUGAGCCAGAUGAGCCAAAAUCUUUCUGCCGCUAUGUGCCAGAGAUUAUGUUUGUUUUGGAGACAUCUGCAAAAGACAACACUAAUGUUGAGGACACAUUCCGGAGCUUAGCCACUGAAUUAAAGAGGCAACAUGACAAUAGUGAAGGGCCGCCGGCAGAGUCUGACUCAGUAGUCCUUGGGGAGAGCCACUCCGUAAGCAGAUGUCAACCUUGUCGCUCCUCUUAGAUGUAUCAGGUAUUUUGUAAAAAAAACAUUGUCACAAUCUAGGCUAUGUAAUUUGAUACCGUUAAAUAAUCAGGCCUCAUUUCUAAUUAUUAUUAGUUUUGUUGUUUCAAAACUUACGUUUUGGGGUUUUAAUUCAUUCAGAUUUAUGUUCGCAAAAAGUUUUAGUAGUGCAUUAUGAUCAUGCACAUAAAUAGGUAAAUACUAAAACGCGACAACAUUUUUAUUGUGUAGUGCUAAAAAUUCCAUGUUAUAUAUUCCAACCCAAAAAUAUGCAGUGGAAGAUACUACCAACUAAUAUUUCGAUAGAUGGUCAGUAAUAAACUAAUAAAACAGAAUUAUAUGCAAUUACUAAGAAGAAUUCAACUACCUAUCAAUGAUAUGAGGUUGAUUCUCCUGAGAACAAUGUAUCAAUAACUCUGCGCAUAGUGUCAUUACACUCAUUACUUUCCAAGUAAUGUUACUCAUUUUCUGGUACCUGCGGGUUACUACGUCAGUAAUGUUGAGGCCUGAUGUUUACAUCGUUUUGAGAUUAACACACUUUUACAGUAUUUGUUUAUUCUUCUAAUGUGCCUUUAGUCAAAAAAUCAGGUUAGAUGAAAUUGGAGAUGGAUUUUUAAAUGAGUUCUUGUACGCUUAGCCACUGGACUUAUUCCUUAGGGGCUGUCCAUAAAUUACGUCAUCGAUUUUUGACGAUUUUUGACCCCCCCCCCCCCCUAUAAUCAUCCAAAAAUCAUGCUUCAAAUGACCUAAUUUCCUCCUACUUUAUGCUACCGUCAUCCGAUGUCCAGACACCCCCCUAAUUUGAAAUAUACAUGACGUAAUUUAUGAAUAUAUAUGACGUAAUUUAUGAAUAGCCCCUUAUAAAUGGUAUAAUUAACUAUAAUUUAAUUUAGUAAAAUACUACAUUUGAUGAUUUUUUUGUUUAUAGAAUUGACAAAUCUUGCGUCGUCAUUUACAUUACAUUUGUAAAAAUCUUUAUUAUGACUAUCUAGUUUACUAUAAUCUGUAUCUUUAGGUAUUUAAAUAAAAGUAAACAAACAAUUUGUAAAUUUUCGGAUAGUAACAUUUAUUGGUUAACCGACCAAUUACAAAACCGCCUGGAUCAGUAACUAAACGUCCUGACUUUAACCUACAUUAUUUGAUCGUGUAAUGUUUUCAUCUACUCUUAACUGGCUUCAGUCAUUUGAGGGUAGAUUUUGUUUACUUUUAUUUAAAUACCUAAAGAUACAGAAUAUAGUGUAGUUACAAUAUUUUAAUUUAAUUUCAUUUCAAUAUUGUAUCAAAAAGUAUGGUCGAUCCAGCAACUCGUAAAUCAUAGGAAGUGAAGCAUACCUAGCAAGUGUUGCACUUCACACUUUCUCAGGGAAAGUAAAUUCCAAGUUAAUUGGUUUUAGUCAGGUGUUUUAUGUAGGCAGCAGUGGCGGAGCGUCCGUAGAAGGCGAUUCCCAUCGGCUUGUCUGCCACGCGCCGCCACUGGUAGGCAGCAAUAAAACUCGGUUUUCACCGGCUUGCCAUUGUUAAGGUGAAAUGAUCACAAUCUAUGGGUCUUGGUGUAAAGGUUAGUCAAAUUAAUAUGUUCCGGUUUGCCUACUGAUAACUUUGACGUCCUACCAUUCAAACAGAUUAAUUAAUUAGCAAUCUUAAAGAGUUCAUCAAACUUAGAUACUUACCUAACAACUUUUAUUGACAUUUUGUAAUCUCAUUUUCUUAAUAAUAUUCUUACUUUAUAUUUUAGUCACUAUUUAAUUUUAGUUGGUGCUCAUAACAAUGAUCUUAUAGUUUGUAUAGUGGAUGAAUUUACGUAUAUGUAAAUGGGCUCAUUCGGUGGUAAGACUAGAGUUAAGAUCAUAAGUAUCAUGACCACCAUCAGUUUCGAUAUUGUAAAUAAUUAGACUAUGUAAUUAUACCACCUAGUCGAGACUGAUAUAAGCCAUAUAUUAGUAUUGAUUGUAAACCCAGAUUUGUAUCCAUAUUUAUUUAACAAGUAAGUAAAAACGUAGAGCAUGUAAUACUCAGUCCGGAUUAAUCAAAAUUAAGCCCUUUUCCGUUGUAUGAAGACUCAUUUUGCUUCAACCUCAUGCUUUAACGGAUAAGUGUUUUUAUUACGUGUU
Messenger RNA from Cydia fagiglandana, 2844 nucleotides. It is a transcript of the gene Rab19, whose product is annotated as ras-related protein Rab-43. The coding region runs from base 80 to 733 and encodes 217 amino acids. Gene Ontology annotation, biological process: vesicle-mediated transport. Gene Ontology annotation, cellular component: trans-Golgi network; Golgi cisterna. The record is from RefSeq and is a predicted model, not a curated record. Gene Ontology annotation, molecular function: GTPase activity; GTP binding. NCBI's taxonomy places the organism in Eukaryota, Metazoa, Arthropoda, Insecta, Lepidoptera, Tortricidae. The transcript is spliced from 4 exons.